Molecule: messenger RNA, 2415 nt
Organism: Brassica napus (rape)
Lineage: Eukaryota; Viridiplantae; Streptophyta; Magnoliopsida; Brassicales; Brassicaceae
Exons: 5
Coding region: 706-1269 (187 amino acids)
Biological process (GO): vesicle-mediated transport
Cellular component (GO): membrane
Source: RefSeq, a predicted model, not a curated record
AUAAAACUUAGUAAAACUGAUAAAAUACAAAAAAAUUGAAGAUACAAAAUUCUAAACUUGUUUGGUUGUUUACAAGCAUUAUGUUUAUUAUUUGUUAGUAUUUUCUGAUUUAAAUUCAAAAUAAUUAUAUUCAAAAUUUUCAUCACAUAGUUGUAUACUAUUCAUAAUAGAAGAAAUACAAUGUUCUUUUAUGCUUUUUUCUUAGUAUUGACCUGGCGACAUUACAAAACCUGUAUACGCCACGAAACUAAUUAUAUUACAACAUGAUUUGAUGGGAAAUGAUUGUAGGAGACUAAAUAUAAAUGGUAUAACUAUAAUAUAAAUCUUUUGAGUACAGUAAAACUAAAAAAAUGUAAAAAAUAGAAAAUUAAAACUUUGAAGCUUUUUGUAAAACUACAAACUUGGUAAACUUCGACCCCAAAAAUGCUGUAAAAAAAUUUCCCGCCCAAAUUUCAGAAUUUUUCCUCCCAAAAUUUUCUUUUUUUCCAGACCUCAAAAACGAAGUUAGUAACUAUAAUUGCUUUAAUUUUUAGGGUUUCUCAUUUCUACUAUCUUCUCAAUCUUCUCAAUCCAUUUUCUCUCAUCCCAUUUCUCAUUUUUUAUCUUUCUUCACAUACUCUGCAAUUUUUAGGUUUUUGCUGUAGUGACGACACGUGUCCACAAGACAGCAAAACUCUGAGUUUCAUUUAAGUUGGUGCGUGAUAUAUGUGGGCUUAUAUUUGUUGUCGGGAUUUAUGUCCUGCUUACUACAACCAGGCCGAUGAAGAGGAAAUUCAUGUGUUUCGAAACGCGUCGUUUAAGAGUUUAGGGUUGUGUCGUCUCCUCCAAUACGAGAUCUACUCACAAACUAUGGUUUCGAGAGCGGUGUUUCAUAUUCUUCUUAACACUCCGAAAAACUUUCAGUUACAGAUUCAUCUUAUUAAUGUCCUUCUUAAAUCCAUCACCCACCUCCGAUCUACUUUCAAUGCGAGCUUCACUCAAGCAAGGCGGUGGAACUGCGACUAUAAAAAGGAAAAAGAAAAGGUUACAGAUAUCAGAACUGGUGCAGCUAAACUUAAAGAAGAUAGCGAAGCCGACUUCCAUGGAGCAGCUACUAACAUUGUGAAUGCUAAACUGGCCAAAGAUUUCCAAUCAGUUCUCAAAGAGUUUCAGAAAGCUCAGAGACUUGCAGCUGAAAGAGAAAUUAGAUAUACUCAUGUGGUCACUAAAGAUAUACCUACCAGUUAUAAUGCACAGGAACUGGAUAUUGAAUCUUUAAGGACCUCAUAGGAGCAAGUUCUUCUCCUACAAUAAAAAAGGAAGAAAAAGAUAGAGAAAGUGGGGGAAGAGUCAUUGAGGGAUGAAUCUGUAAAGAGUAUAUGACAUCAAGUAUAACUAAGAAAACGGAAACGCCUAAAACUGCAAACACGGAUGAAGAGUCGUUAUAGAAUGGUACUUGCUCUCAAGAGGCGAAGCUAAAGGAACCGGAGAAAAUUAUGCAUUGCCUGCGAUUCAACAGUAUGGGGACCAAGCUCUGCUACUACAACUGGUAUGCAAGAAAUGUCAGAGGUAUUGGACAGCUGGUGGAAAGAUGAGGUACGUUCUGGUCGGUGCAGGGAGACACAAGAACAAGAAUCUGGCUUCUCAUAAUAACUGUAAUGUAAGUAUAACAUCUGCAGAAACCGAUCUUCAACAUCCUUACGGCACCAAUCUCCUCCACAUUUUGGCUCUGAUUCAGUCCUCUGCGAAUCAAUGGCAUCAGGGUUGAAUCUUUCUUCAAAUCAAUGCUAGAGACACAAACCAGGUUGCAAGAAUCCUAUAAAGAAUUGCAGAUUACGGUUUCUUUAAUGUCAAAUGAGGAGGCCGGAACAAUCACAGUUACCAAUAGUUCCACGAUUUUCCAAAACCACCACCAGGCUGUACGCUUGGAACGGUGUUUCAUCAAUGGUUGUAUCGUUUUACUUUCCCCCAGCAUACUGGAGCUCUUCAUGAGUUUCUCCGGGAACGUAGAACAGCUUAGCCUGGAUGCCAAAACCCACAUCACCAUCUAGGGAUCAAGAAGGAUGAAAAUGCAGACUUUCAGUGCUUUCAGGUUAUCAAACAAAGAAAAAAACAGUCUUUCCGAAGGAAAACUUUCAACUGGAGUUGCAAAAGCUAAUCCUGCUGCGCUUUCUAGGUCAGCAAACUACUAAGAAAGCUCAUAAAAAUAUUUGACUGUUUUGAGUUCAGUUUUGUGUUCCAAGAAAACAGCCAAGUCUUUUUGUACAUGGCUCUAUAUCAGAAAGUUAGGUUUUGUAUUGCAGAAUGGGAGUUUGUUGUGCCAUAAAUGGGAAAAAUCCAAACUGCAGUUACAUAUAAAUCUUGGAAGAUUUGCUAUUUUUCAUUAAACGCAAGAUUUUGUAAGUAAGCUUGGAAUCUAAUUUGUGUCAUCAUUAA